This is a messenger RNA of Cydia pomonella (codling moth), 1133 nucleotides long. RefSeq names its product protein mahjong-like. The transcript has 6 exons. Gene Ontology annotation, cellular component: Cul4-RING E3 ubiquitin ligase complex; nucleus. Bases 43 to 828 code for a protein of 261 amino acids. The record is from RefSeq and is a predicted model, not a curated record. NCBI's taxonomy places the organism in Eukaryota, Metazoa, Arthropoda, Insecta, Lepidoptera, Tortricidae. Gene Ontology annotation, biological process: protein ubiquitination.
AUGGAGUGAGCACUCUAUUAGUUGUUAUUUCUGUAUGACAAAAUGUAUGUGAAUGUGACGGGCAGGUACCUGGAGGCGCACCUGCGGCUGCGCGCGGCGCACGUGGCGCGCGCGGCGGGCGACAGCGUGCCGGAGCCGCCGCCAUAUAAGGCGUCAAAAUCAUCCCCCGAAGAGAUCCAAGAACAAAUAGAACUGCUGCAGUCAGUGGCGUGGUCGCGCUGGGCGCCUGUUGACGAGCUAGUAGAACUAGGAGGCAUCUCCUUACUGCUGCAGGUGGUCGGGCUGGCCUACGAGUGGAACUUCAACGGAAGGUCGGAAACGGUCCGCUCAGCGCUGGACGUGGUCUCCGUGUGCUGCGUGGCGCCGCGAGUCCAGCUGCUAUUAACAGAAAAAGUGGAUAUGCGAGACGCCGACAUGACGACCGGCGUCAACAUCGUGCUAGGCGCGGCGGACGGCGAGAUCGCACCGGAACCGGAAGUGCAGAAGGCGGCGCUCAACGUGCUCGUCAACUGCGUGUGCGCACCCGUGCAUAGAGCAGGCUCAUCCACAACACGCUUCUCAAUAUCAGGGUCCAGCAAGAAGAAAACCGCGCUCAAGUCGUACGAGGACGUCAUACAGAAAGUCUGGGAGAGUGUGCGCUCUAACAACGGAAUUAUGGUGUUAUUAUCGCUGAUGAUGGUGAAGCAGCCCAUCACGGACGCGGACCGGCUGCGCGGGCUGGCGUGCCGCGCGCUGGCCGGCCUGGCGCGCUGCGCCACGGUGCGCCAGAUCAUCUCCAAGCUGCCUCUGUUCACUACGUCGCAGAUACAAGGUAAGCAUUAUCCCUGAUGGUGGUGAAGCAGCCCAUCACGGACGCGGACCGGCUGCGCGGGCUGGCGUGCCGCGCGCUGGCCGGCCUGGCGCGCUGCGCCACGGUGCGCCAGAUCAUCUCCAAGCUGCCUCUGUUCACUACGUCGCAGAUACAAGGUAAGCAUUAUCCCUGAUGGUGGUGAAGCAGCCCAUCACGGACGCGGACCGGCUGCGCGGGCUGGCGUGCCGCGCGCUGGCCGGCCUGGCGCGCUGCGCCACGGUGCGCCAGAUCAUCUCCAAGCUGCCUCUGUUCACUACGUCGCAGAUACAAGGUAAGCAUUAUC